AUGGCGAGAUUGCAGUCCUAUCAGGAUGCCAUGCAGUUUAUUUCCGAGCUGCAUGAGGCAUGCCAGGCAAUGCGUGGGAUCCCCGGGGUCACCAUUGCCCAGAUAGACGGCUUGUGUCUUGGGGGAGGGUUAGAGCUGGCUGCAGCGUGCGAUUUCCGAUAUGCGACUCGUCGAUCGACGUUCAGCAUGCCGGAAACGAAGUACGGUAUUCCCUCUGUCAUAGAGGCUAGGUUGCUCGCCAAUAUUAUUGGGUGGCAGAAGACCAAGGAGAUGGUCUACUUUGCACAGUCGUAUAGUACCGAAGAGGUUGCGCAAUGGGGUCUUGUGGACCGGAGCUGCGGGACGCCUGAACAGCUCGAGGAGACUGUUUCUGGAGCUGUUGCGACAAUCACUUCAUACGGGCCCCGGACUAUAAGAGAGCAGAAGAGGCUGGUGGCCAUCUGGGAGGAGAGCGAUUUGAUUACAGGCGUGCGAGCUGGGAUCGAUUCUUAUGCGCGCAUGUUCGACGAUGGUGGCUCGGAGCCCAAGCAUUACAUGAAGGCGUUUACCGACCAGAAGAAAUGA
This is a messenger RNA of Penicillium chermesinum, 564 nucleotides long. RefSeq lists its product as uncharacterized. Lineage: Eukaryota; Fungi; Ascomycota; Eurotiomycetes; Eurotiales; Aspergillaceae. Gene Ontology annotation, molecular function: enoyl-CoA hydratase activity. The record is from RefSeq and is a predicted model, not a curated record. The coding region runs from base 1 to 564 and encodes 187 amino acids. Gene Ontology annotation, biological process: fatty acid beta-oxidation. Gene Ontology annotation, cellular component: mitochondrion. The transcript has a single exon.